Messenger RNA from Xyrauchen texanus (razorback sucker), 6462 nucleotides. RefSeq names its product phosphodiesterase 3B (gene pde3b). The transcript has 16 exons. Gene Ontology annotation, biological process: signal transduction. The record is from RefSeq and is a predicted model, not a curated record. NCBI's taxonomy places the organism in Eukaryota, Metazoa, Chordata, Actinopteri, Cypriniformes, Catostomidae. Bases 205 to 3504 code for a protein of 1099 amino acids. Gene Ontology annotation, molecular function: protein kinase B binding; 3',5'-cyclic-AMP phosphodiesterase activity. Gene Ontology annotation, cellular component: membrane.
ACAAACUGUCACACCUAGACGGCGACAUAGAGCUCGAAUCUGCUAAAAAAACAACAACAUUUCACUCUCUUUUCCUCCUGGCCAAAAUGCCUGAGCACGUUUGAGUGACCAUGGAGCGCGUUUGCCGUCAUGUAGUGAAACGUUGACAAGCGGAGGAUUUAUUUCGUUGGAAUGAAAGUUUAAAGAGCACCGAAGGAGAACAACAUGGCUGUGCGGGAGGAAGGAGAGGUUUUGCACAGUAAAAUCAGACAGCACGAUGGUGUUGUUGGCAAUGCAAACAGCGCGGAGAGCUUCAGGAACGGCUAUGUGAAGAGCUGCGUCACUCCAUUAAAACAAGACCACCAAAGGGGCUUUUUAUUCAACGUCUGUAGGUUUUGCAAUGAUGAUAUCCUCAACUCCAAACUAUUCCGAGGCUCGGCUCUCUACCUUGGAGCGCUGGCAAUUUUGGCGCUCUCCUUUUUAUUUUCUAAGCGCUUUCAAAGUGAACGAGGCGUUUCGGAACUGUGGACUUUUCUGUUUGAUUUCUCCCAGUCCAUCAGUCCUUUAUUCAGCAUAGGCUGUGCUUAUUUCUUCCUGACCCUCUAUCUGAGGAGGAAAAAGCGGGAAAGCAGCAAAUGUUGGCUUUUGUCUUUACCAGCAUCAUGCUACUUGGGGGAUUUCAUUGUUUUGCGCUUUUUGCAAUGGGGAGAGGAGCACCAGCAGAUGCAGAUGAUGGGCAGGUUGUUGUUUGUGCUGGGCUGUGUGGGUCUGCUCACUCUCAUCCCCACUCUCAAACUAAAACACAGUGUGCUGAUCCUGGUGUUCGCAAGCCUGGUGUGGCUGCUGUCCUUCACCAGCCUCGGCUGUCUGUCUCCAUCUCUCAGGCCGGUGCUGGCGUGCAUGGCGGGGGUCUCCGGCUCUCUUCUGGCGCUUUGUUUUGAUAACUGUUGCCCACCGAGGGAGACGGCCAACAGAAUUCCCAAUGCGGAGGAGAAAGUUCCCGUCAUUAGACCCAGGAGAAGGUCCAGCUGUGUUUCUUUGGGAGAAACGUCAAGCAGCUAUUAUGGCAGUUGUAAGAUGCCUCGCAGACCUUCUCUGCCGUGUAUUUCCAGAGAACAGAUGAUCCUGUGGGACUGGGACCUGAAACAAUGGUACAAGCCACAAUAUCAGGGCGCAGUGAGUGGAAAUGGCGUGGAUCUUUCCGUAAUAAAUGAGGCCAGGAACCUGGUGUCUGACCUGCUGAUGGACUCCUCUCUCUCGCCCCACGUUCUCUCUUCACUGCGCAGCGCCAGCAGUCUCAUGGGAGCUUUCUCUGGGUCCUGUCGGCCACGGGUCAACCCCUUUACCCCCUUUCCUGGUUUUUACCCCUGUGCUGAGAUUGAAGACCCCUCAGAGAGAGGAGACAGAAAACCACUGAAGGGUCUGAGCAGCAGGAACAGUUUACCCACCCCUCAGUUGAGGCGCAGUUCUGCCUCUUCCUCUCUGCCUCCCUUGGAAUCUGCCGCCUCACGCUGGGAACGCACCAAUGGAAAGAGAUCUCACUCUGAGCAUAGCAGCCAGAGUUGUGUAUCGAACGGGCCCAACAGCAACCUGCUUACCAUCCCUAAACAGAGAUCCUCCUCUGUCACCCUCUCCUAUGGCCAUACUGUCCCCAGAAGACCAGGUGCCUCUCCCAGCCUGAGUCCGGUCAGCUCACCGAGUCACAGCCCCCCUGCUGUUUCCGGCUCCUCUUUGGUCACACGCUCUCCGGUGGAGUUCCCAGACACAGCUGAUUUCCUCACCAAGCCCAGCGUCAACCUGCACAAAACACUGGCCUACACGCCAAGCUCCCCUGAUUUCCAGCAGCAGUAUCGUGGCCCCACUUCAGUCCCUUUGUGCACCAGUUGUGGCCGACAGAUGCUGAAGGGUGUCUCCAGUGUGGAAGUGGGCGAGGGGCAUCACCCAGCAGCCAAUGAAAUGCAACGAACUCGCUCAGCUGAAGGUGUGGAGUAUGGAGGGGAAAAUCUGAUUCGAGAGGAGAGCAUGGAAGCUGAGUCUCAGGAGGAGAAAACUCCAGACACAGCAGCGGAAAAACAGAAAAGCCAGUCCGAAGAAGAGGAACAGACUUCAAGUACAGAGCAGUCCUCACUACAUCCUGAGGGAGACGAGGAGUUCGCAUUGGAUCCCAUGUUGGUAGAGCAUGAAGCACUCAUGGAGAAGAUCAACACCUGGAACUUCCAGAUAUUUGAGUUAAUGGAUAUAACGGGAGGGAAGACUGGAAGGAUUCUUAGCUAUGUGGCGUACACUUUGUUCUAUGACACAGGUCUGUUUGAGAUCUUCAAAAUCCCUGUCCGGGAAUUCAUGACGUACUUCUGUGCUCUGGAGAAUGGCUAUCGUGAUAUCCCCUAUCACAACCGUGUCCAUGCCACUGAUGUCCUUCAUGCAGUGUGGUAUCUCACCACCCAGCCAAUCCCAGGCUUUCAGCAAAUAAAUAACGAGCAUGUCACAGGAAGUGAUACAGAUUCAGACAGUGGAAUCUCCCCAGGCAGGGUGGCAUACGCAACGUCCAAAAGCUCAUCUUUCUCAGAUGACAGUUAUGGCUGUCUGGCCUGGAAUGUGCCUGCUCUGGAACUCAUGGCACUAUAUGUAGCAGCUGCUAUGCAUGACUAUGAUCAUCCUGGUCGCACAAAUGCCUUUCUUGUAGCCACUAACGCUCCUCAGGCGGUGUUGUAUAACGACCGCUCGGUUCUGGAGAACCAUCACGCUGCCUCUGCCUGGAGCCUUUUUCUAUCCCAGCCAGAGUUCAACUUCCUUGGCAACUUGGACCACGUUGAGUUUAAACGCUUUCGAUUCCUUGUGAUCGAGGCCAUCCUCGCCACAGACCUGAAGAAGCACUUUGACUUCCUUGCUGAGUUUAAUUCCAAGGUUAAUGAUGUGAAUAGUCCAGGCAUCGAAUGGACUAAUGAAAAUGACAGGUUAUUAGUGUGCCAAGUGUGCAUUAAGCUGGCAGAUAUUAAUGGGCCAGCCAAAGACCGCAGCCUUCACCUCAAAUGGACAGAAGGGAUUGUCAAUGAGUUUUAUGAGCAGGGUGAUGAGGAGUCCACUCUAGGGUUACCCGUAAGCCCAUUUAUGGACCGCUCAGCACCACAGUUAGCAAAGCUGCAGGAGUCUUUUAUUACACACAUCGUUGGGCCUCUUUGUAACUCAUAUGAUGCUGCCGGUCUGCUGCCAGGAUACUGGAUUGACGAAGAAGGCUCUGACGAUGAAGAGGAGAUGGAAGACAUCGAAACGGAAGAUGAAGAGCUGGAUGAGGAUGUUGAACCAAAGAGGAGGAAGGGUCGACGCCGGUUGUUCUGCAACAUCAUGCAGCACUUAACAGAUAACCACAAGGUGUGGAAGAAGACCAUUGAGGAAGAAGAGAAGUCCAAAGAGCUGGAGACUCAGCAGAAGCAUCAAGCCGAGAGCCCCAGCCUUCCUCCAUCCAAUUCCUCCUCUGACGACAUCCAGGUCAUUCAAGAGGAGGCUGAGGAGGAGGAGCGGCAGUAGCAGGAGUAAGGUCAAGAAUUGAAGCUCAGAGAGGGGCUUGAACAGAGUUAAACCACCCCUCCCUCUCCUUCACCUAAACACACGCACACACACACAUUGACACCCAGAGGAAGACCCUGCAGGAUCUACCCAUGCUGAAAUUAGUCACUGUGCCGACACUCUGAAGCUAAUGCAGUUCACAUUGUGUUGGAAAAAAAAGGCCUUACUACUGUGAGAGGACCCUCGGUGGGAGUACCACUCCUAUGCACUUUCACCCCAUGGAGAAUCAGUGGAGACUGAACACAUCUUUGAAAGACGCAGUGAGAUUAGAAGAAAACGUGGUAAAAAAAUCGUGCCAUCCAUGGUUACCUGUCUGUUAUGCUGCCUUGAACAUAAAGCUCUUAAUUCUCCCAUUGGUACUUCUUAUGUCAAAUAGGACACAAAUAUGACUAGAAGACAAUGGCAUAAUUGACACUCGUUACCAAAGUGAACAGUUCAAAAACACGAAAGACUGUGACUGAGGCCGUUUCAGGCUCUGUGUCAGGAAGCAUAAUUCAAAAUGUGCCUGUCUGAACUUUUGUGGUGUGUGUAUAUAUAUAUAUAUAUAUAAAUAGAUUGUUUUUAUUUUUAUUGUGGUCCAGACAAUGGACUGUGUACGCUGCACUGUAUGUGCAGUCCCCAAUUCAUGCUGGUGACAUAAAACACUGUAUUACUGAACAGAGUCACUAGGAUAAGUGGAAAUGCUGACAUUUUUUGACUGAAAAAUGACCUGACUUCUGCAUCGUUUUGGAUGCUUUUUAUUCAUGUGCAUCACCUCUUUUCAUUUGCAUUUGUUGUUUGAAUGGUAUACCCCCCCCCCACCCAAUUUGUGGUGUUUUUUUCCCAUUAACCUUCAGAAAUACUGAGUUGCCAAUCAUUGAGUUUUCUCUGUAAAGUCCAUCUGUGUUCAAAAGCAUAGCAAAUGGGACAGGAAAGCUGGUCCAGUGAAAGGACGUUUUUCCUUUUUUAGAUAUAUAUUUUUUCACGGUUACUCAGGAUUCAUGUGAAGGAUUGUUCCUUGUUUUGCAGGUAAAAAGUUAAUUCUGCAAUUUCUAAAUAACUUGCACGUUAAAAAGUUCUUUUCAGAGCCUGAGAAAAAGGUUUCUAUUUUUUGUAUGAACAACUUGAAAGUCAUUAACAAAAAGAGAUCUCUCAAAGUGCAGAGUCCUGGAAAUUAACACCAGUCCUUAUCAGCUGCUCCAGACUAGUAUAGCCAUGUAUAUUUUUGCAGAGACCCCCUGAUAAGCAUUGGGAUCCAGGAAUCUUAAGUAAAAUUGAAAUGUUUGUUUGGUUUAGCAUGCAUGUCAUAGACUAAACAUUGCUUUGGGGGUUACUUUGUUUGGUAUUAUUCAAACUUACAAACACGUGCUUUUACUUAAACUAAUUAUUGCCAAACGCAUAAUCUGGCCAGUGCAAAUAUUUCAAGUAAUUCAGGGUUUUCACCUUGAAAGCUGUACAUGAUUUGUUUUGUUUGUUUUUUUCUUUAAUUUUUUUAUAUAUAUUUUCUUAUUCUUCACCAAAAGGCAGGUUUAAUACUAAUAGUUAUAUUUUUUCAAGAAAUCGAGGCAUUCCACUAGAAUAAUGAGGGAUGUCUGGGGUGUUGGAGACUGACUUGAUCUCUGCCUCACCUUGCCGAAACUCAUUUUGUCUCUGUAGAGGAAGGUUCUCAAGUAGGCAGUGUAAAUCAAGCUAGUAUAUUUAAGAAGGGGGGAAAUUGGAAAUAAAUGUGCACAUUUUACUACCAAACAAGUGUUUAAUCUCUGCACAGAAAGAAUACUAUAUAUAUAUAUAUAUAUAUAUAUAUAUAUAUAUAUAUAUAUAUAUAUAUAUAUAUAUAUAUAUAUAUAUAUAUAUAUAAUGAUAUUAUAUAUUUUUAAUUAACAAUGUGUCUGUUUUCUACAUACAGUUGACAUAUAUUGUAUCAUAAGAACAUGUAAUUAUCAUUGUUUCAGGAGUUUAAAAAAAUCGAAUGCUAUUUACUGUUGUGUUUGGGUGUUGUGUUAUUCAGUUUGUUCGUUUUAUUUUAUUUUGGGUGCACUGUCUUUGUGUUCCUGCUCAUAACCACUCUUUACCGAAAGCCUCCUUAUUUCUAAAGCUUGCUGUUUUGAGUCAUUAUCUCAACGGUGUUGCCAGAUAUCCCUCCACCCACUCCCCCCUGUUUGUGGGUGUUCAUCAGUCACUUUGCCCUAUGCUCAGGGUGUUCUGUGUUGGGGGCUUGUGCGCACCCAAAGCAGCUUGUGGUGCUUUCUCUUUCCAGACUGUGUUAAUCAUUUCUUGGAUCCGGAAACCCACCAUGCUCAGUCACCCCUCCCCUUCCCCCUCCUUUUGCUGAGGUUAGGAGCCUUUGCCUCAGCUGGUCAACCUUCAGAAUGUCAUUCAGGUUGUCAAGAAGGGUAACAUCGGAUCUGAGCAUCACAGUGUCCCCAACCCCCUUGUGUUGACCACUCGCUCGCUCGAUCGUCGAAGCGGACUGUGGUAUCUCACUGUGGGGGGGUUCACCACACCACGGUGACCUCCGAUGUUCUUGUCAUCAGUACCUUUAUGAUGGCAUUAACUUUUUAUGUAGCAUUUAGAUAGCAAUGUCUGAUGUAACCAUUCAACUUUUUCAGGGUUGUGGGAGAGAAUUGACUUUUUUGUUAUUAUUUAUAGCUGUCAUAAAAGCACCAUCCCUGAAUUGUUCCACUCUCUCAAUUCAUUUCUGUCUGUCAUAUUUUUUUGUCCGUUCUGUGUUUUGCAUGUGAGCGGAUGUGUAAUUGCUUGUUUCAAAGCCUCAGAAUGAUGCACAUUACAGAAUCCUAAACUUUUUUUUUUUUAUCAUUUAAAGGUUUGAAAGCACCUACUCUUUCGUUAUUAGUAGUAUUUUCUAAACUAAAAUGAUCAAAAAAGUAAUCAAAACUAUUAAAUGCCACCUGGGAUUCUUUUAAAACCAUAUUGUAGUUU